This is a messenger RNA of Cryphonectria parasitica EP155, 477 nucleotides long. RefSeq lists its product as uncharacterized. The coding region runs from base 1 to 477 and encodes 158 amino acids. Lineage: Eukaryota; Fungi; Ascomycota; Sordariomycetes; Diaporthales; Cryphonectriaceae. The record is from RefSeq and is a predicted model, not a curated record. The transcript has 3 exons.
AUGGAGGAACAUAUUAAACGAAUGGAUUUCAUGUUUGGAGAAUUCCAUGCUGCUGUGACCUAUCUAUCCCAACCUUGUCAAAACGACCGUGGGUCAAAGCAACAAAAGUGCAACCACUGUGAGAAUGACGACGGACCAUUUCAGGAGUGUGUUGUGCUUGCCGACCAGUACCAAGACCGGUGUGCCAACUGCAUUAUGAACAAGCGACGCGAUUGUUCAUAUACAACAAGCUAUGUCGAGCCGGAUGAUGCCGAGUAUCAGCCCUCACCUUCGCAAAGACGCCAGCAAAGACUACAGCGACAACAAUUAGAGCGCCCACAGCGACAGCAACGCUUAACGGACUAUGAUGAUCAGCAGUCCCAACUUUUGCAAAGGCGUCGGCAAAGACUACGGCGACGACAAUCAGAACGCUCACAGCUACAGCAGCGGACGGAUUAUGGCACUGAAGGUAACCCAAUCGAUCUUACUGAUGAUUAA